Messenger RNA from Meriones unguiculatus (Mongolian gerbil), 1359 nucleotides. RefSeq names its product abhydrolase domain containing 10, depalmitoylase (gene Abhd10). Gene Ontology annotation, cellular component: mitochondrion. The record is from RefSeq and is a predicted model, not a curated record. Gene Ontology annotation, molecular function: palmitoyl-(protein) hydrolase activity; hydrolase activity, hydrolyzing O-glycosyl compounds. Bases 106 to 999 code for a protein of 297 amino acids. Lineage: Eukaryota; Metazoa; Chordata; Mammalia; Rodentia; Muridae. Gene Ontology annotation, biological process: protein depalmitoylation. The transcript has 5 exons.
ACCCCACGUGACGCAGUUUAGUAACCUUCCUGCGGACUACGCGUGCGUGACCUAGGGACCCGUGACCCGCGCAGGUCUGUAGCUGGCGCAGGGGCAGCUGGGAAGAUGGCGGCCUGGGUACCUUGUCCGAGGUGGAGCUGGGCGGCUGUGUCCUUCGGCCGGCACCGAGGCCUGAGCGCAUCCCUAACUCUGAAGUCCCCGCGGACGUGGUGGCUCCCAGCUUGCAGACAAAAGGUAUCACUCUCUUUCCUUAAACGGCCAGACCUUCCAAGCCUGGCUUAUAAGAGGCUAAAAGGCAAAAGCCCAGGAGUUAUCUUCAUCCCUGGCUAUCGUUCUAAUAUGAAUGGUAAAAAGGCACUGGCAGUUGAGGAGUUUUGCAAAUCUCUAGGUCACGCCUUUAUAAGGUUUGACUACUCAGGAGUUGGAAGUUCAGAUGGUAACUUAGCUGAAUGCACAGUGGGGAAAUGGAGAAAGGAUGUACUUUCUAUUAUUGAUGACAUAGCUGAAGGACCACAGAUACUGGUCGGAUCGAGCCUCGGUGGGUGGCUCAUGCUACAUGCUGCAAUUGCACGGCCAGAAAAGGUCGUAGCUCUUAUUGGUAUAGCUACUGCUGUAGAUGGCCUGGUGACACCGUUUCGUUCACUUCCUGUGGAGGUGCAAAAGGAUAUAGAAAUGAAAGGCUACUGGACCUUGGCAUCUAAAUACAUCGAAGAAGGAUUUUACAACAUUCCAUACAAUUUCAUUAAAGAAGCGGAGCACCAUUGCUUGUUACAUAGCCCCAUUCCUGUGGCCUGCCCUGUACGGUUGAUCCACGGCAUGAAGGACGACUUAGUCCCUUGGCACACAUCCCUGCAGGUUGCUGACCGACUGGUCAGCCCAGAUGUCGAUGUCAUCCUGCGGAAACAUGGUGAUCACAGGUUGAAGGAGAAAGCAGAUAUUCAUCUGCUUGUUUGCACUAUUGAUGAUUUGAUUGACAAGCUCUCAACUGUUGUUACUUAGAAUCACAUUUGUGAUUGGUAUACACGCUAAUGUGUCUAGCAGAUUGAAAGAAUGGUAAAAAAUCAAAGACCCAGAUACCUUAGGGUCUUCCCUCUUUUAUUUUGUAAAUAUCCAAUAUCCAAUACGUAUUUAUUUAAUAAUGUCUUUGCACAAAUACACAAUUUGUGACAGAAGUAUUAGCUGCUGUUUGGAGAAUUUUGUCUUUCCUCUUUGAUAUUUUUUCCCAUUAAAAUAGCACCUAUUUUUUUAUUACAGACAUGUUUACCUUUCUUAUGCAUACUGUAGCUGUGCCACCACUUAAUUCUGUUCCCUUCUACCACAAUAAAGCUUGAAUAUUUUGGUGUUUGUUUGGUACCAUUA